This is a messenger RNA of Botrytis sinoallii, 399 nucleotides long. RefSeq lists its product as uncharacterized. Lineage: Eukaryota; Fungi; Ascomycota; Leotiomycetes; Helotiales; Sclerotiniaceae. Bases 1 to 399 code for a protein of 132 amino acids. The record is from RefSeq and is a predicted model, not a curated record. The transcript has a single exon.
AUGCCUUUCAUUCAAGAUUCGCACCUUCCUCUUUCGUCGUUUGCUAAGACGCACCUCGAUAACCCGGAUCAUUUCGACCCCUCCUUAUCGCUCCAUACAAUUAUGAACGGCCAUUUAACCAGCCAAGAGGCGUAUAGACAAGCUUCUGUCGGCACUCUUUCAGUAUCUCAAGCUUUGGAAAUUGCUCGAGACAGUGAGGAAGAAAUCAGAGAUCCAAUCGUCAUCGGUGUCUUGGAAGUUGCAAUCAACCAUAUCUGGAGAAAGCUACAAGAAGAACCUACCACAUAUGUGAUGACCCGCGAAGAAUUCGGUGUCUUCAAUUACUUUCAAAAUCGAUUCCAAGGCGUUGAGCUCGCCACAGCAGCGCGAAAGAGAUAUUGGGAUUCCCAGCACAGUUGA